Amaranthus tricolor (Joseph's coat) is the source of this 2280-nucleotide messenger RNA. RefSeq names its product prolycopene isomerase, chloroplastic. Gene Ontology annotation, biological process: carotenoid metabolic process. The record is from RefSeq and is a predicted model, not a curated record. Bases 218 to 1945 code for a protein of 575 amino acids. Lineage: Eukaryota; Viridiplantae; Streptophyta; Magnoliopsida; Caryophyllales; Amaranthaceae. Gene Ontology annotation, molecular function: oxidoreductase activity. The transcript has 9 exons.
GUAGGAUAUGCCUUUGUGAGAUACUUCAUGAUGUAGCAAAAUUGUAAGGAAUCCACAGCGGUAAACGUGGUUAGCUAGGAGCUACAAGAAAAACAGCGCCAGUGGGCAUUGGGUGUGGCAACUAUCUCUCUUUAGUCUCAAACAGAGCCUUAUCACAACAAUCACCGGCUCUUUCAACAUUAUUUUGUACUAAAAAACAGUGCUAAUUUUAGUUUUAAUGGCAUUUGGUGCUCUAUCUAUCAUACCUAGGUUUCAACAUUUUCCAUCUUCUUUAACUAAGAUUGUCCCUCCAAAAACCUCCAUUUUUGCGCAAGUUUCCAACGGUCGUCCACCUUCCACCAACACUCCUCCUCCUUCAAUCCCAGCCAGAUCUGAGGCAGAUGUGGUGGUCAUUGGCAGUGGCAUUGGAGGACUAUGUUGUGCAGGACUUCUAGCAAGAUAUGAGCAAGAUGUGCUCGUGUUAGAAAGUCAUGAUCAACCAGGAGGUGCUGCUCAUGCAUUUGAAGUUAAAGGCUUUACGUUUGACUCUGGACCAUCUCUAUUUUCUGGAUUUCAAUCACGAGGUCUCCAAGCAAAUCCCCUUGCACAAGUGUUGGAUGCCCUUGGUGAAACUAUUCCCUGUGCCAAGUAUGAUUCAUGGAUGGUUUAUGCUCCUGAAGCAGAGUUUUUAUCUCGCAUUGGGCCCACAGAAUUUCUUAAGGAUCUUGAGAAGUAUGUUGGUGCGAAUGCAGUCCAGGAGUGGAAAAAGCUUCUUGAUGCCAUACUACCUCUAUCUGCAGCAGCAAUGGCUCUCCCGCCCUUGUCUAUUAGGGGUGAUUUAGGUGUCGUUUCCACUGCUGGAGCUAGGUAUGCUCCUUCUUUAUUGAAGUCUUUUGCAGAGAUGGGACCUCAAGGAGCUUUUGGUGCUACAAAGCUUCUCCGGCCUUUUUCUGAUAUAGUUGAUUCACUUGGGCUGAAAGAUCCUUUUGUGCGGAAUUGGGUGGACCUUCUGGCUUUCCUCCUGGCAGGUGUCAAAUCUAAUGGUAUACUCUCAGCAGAGAUGAUUUACAUGUUUGCAGAGUGGUACAAACCAGGAUGUGUUCUGGAGUACCCUUUGCACGGUAGUGGAGCAAUUAUUGAGGCCUUGGUUCGUGGAAUUCAAAAGCAUGGUGGUAGGAUCUCCCUUCGGUCCCAUGUUGAGAAAAUUGUCGUUGAAAAUGGACGAGCAGUCGGUGUUAGACUCAGAAGUGGUCAAUUUAUACGAGCAAAGAAGGCAGUUGUCAGCAAUGCUUCAAUGUGGGACACCUUGGAUAUGUUACCUGGUGAAUCUGUACCGAAGGCAUAUCAGGAUAGAAUUAAAUCAACUCCACAAUGUGAAUCUUUCAUGCAUCUGCAUUUGGGUUUUGAUGCAGAGGGAUUGCAAGAAGACCUAGGUAUCCACCAUAUUGUUGUGAAUGAUUGGAAGAGAGGAGUGGAUGCAGAUCAGAAUGUAGUUUUGAUAUCAGUUCCCAGUGUUCUGAGUCCAGAUUUGGCUCCCCCUGGUAAGCAUGUACUACAUGCAUACACGCCAGGAACAGAACCAUUUGACUUAUGGAAAGGGCUUGAUCGUAGAAGUGAUGAAUACAAAAAGCUCAAGGCGGAAAGAGCGGAGGUGAUGUGGAAGGCAGUAGAGAGAGCACUUGGUACAGGCUUUAGCAGGGAAAAAUGUGAAGUCCAAAUGGUUGGGACUCCAUUAACACAUCAAAGAUUUCUUCGAAGAAAUAGAGGAACGUAUGGACCAGCUAUUCAAGCCAGUAAAGGUUCUUUUCCUGGACAUUCAACUCCUAUCCCACAACUAUAUUGCUGUGGAGAUUCUACGUUUCCCGGCAUUGGAGUUCCUGCUGUUGCUGCAAGUGGAGCCAUUGUUGCUAAUUCUCUCGUUUCGGUUUCUAAACACUCUCAGCUUCUUGAUGCAAUCGGUAUAUAAAACGAUCAUUAAAUUUUGAUUAUUUAUAAAUUUUCUCAACUAUUUAUAGUAAAUGUAUUAUCCAUAGGCAGACAGGGUCUAACAGUAAAGAGAAUGUGUAUAGCAAUGCAUAAUAUCUAAUUGUUGAAUCUAUAUCUUGAAACCAAAUUAAACACUCUUUCAUAUAUUGGUUUAGAAUGAUUACAAUGUAUUGAGUUACAAAGUGAUGGAAUGAGCUCUAUUUAUAGAUUAUAAGCUCAGAGUUAAAGGGAAGAAAAGAGAACAUAAUCUAUGCUAAGAUAUGUACAUAACCUUGCAAAACUUUCUAACUAUUACUGAUUAUAUAUUGAUGAAGG